GUCUCCAACACAAAACAUUCGCUGUCAUUACAGCCCAACGCGCACAUAUCAAUGCCUUUGCUUAUUUUAAAAGCAAGUGCCGUGGCGUGCACUCGCGUGUGUAUCUUGAAUAAUUUUGCCGCCAAUUGCACCGCAUAGUCGAAUAUUAUCGCGUGCUGUGCUUGGAAUAUGAAUAAGUGCUGCCAAACGAAGCAUAUAAAUAACACGACCAUGUCUGGAUAGAACGUGCAAAUUGUUGUAAUUGUUAUGUAUCCAAAUUUGGGGGCAAUAGUUUCAAGUGUGGUUCGUUAAAGGUAGAGUUAAUUUGUGUGCCAGUAAUGCCAGGACACGCGAGUAGCCCAUACUGGGCGGCUGUUGACUUCGACAGUGAAGGGGAUGAAGAUAGGAGUCCACAGCCUACCAGUCGAGUGUACCUUGAUCCGUGGGAUAACGAAGCCUUUGGUAUGAUACAAGGAGAUUCUCCAGAUUCCAGUCAAGAACAAAAUAUGAAUUCCUUCGCUGGGGAACCAGUUAGUGCAAGUUUCUACUAUGUCCCAACAAAAACUUAUGAUUCUGGAGAGGAACCAAAACCUAAAAGAGCCGUUUUCCCCGAGGAUGUAGUUACACCUGAUUAUACGAUUUACAGCAGGAGAACAUCCAGAGCUAUAAUGCCUGACUACCACGAUAUGCCAAUCUACGGUUACAGACAGGAAAGAAGAAGAUCAAUGUACACCGAAGAACCAGUAUAUGCACCACAUCCUAUGGUGUAUGAAAGCCUUUAUGCACCUGUGCCAAUGCAGCAACCAUACAUGCAACCAAGACCACGCAUAUCUCUCCAGCAUCAACCCGACCAUUUGAUAGCGAAUAACGGCCAUGGGAAACAGAGAUGGCAUUCACGGUUGACUGAAGCGUACGAGCAAUAUGCGUACGAAUCUCUGCCUCCCGAAUAUGAAGACUGGGCCCGACCGAUGCCGAAGACGGUUCCUGACAAUUUUCACCUCUCUAGAUACGGUCAUCUUGAAAUUGACUAUUCGUGCAGUUGGAACUCUCUCGACCGAAUCAUUCGGAAUCAGUAAAUAUGUAAUAGAAAGGAUGAUGAAAGAAACGAAUGGUCUCUAAUGUUAUUCAUACGACGUCUUAGUCUUUUAAUAAUGUACUUAUUUUUCUAAAUAUAAGAUAAAACGAAAGUCUAAAGAUCGACACAUACGAUGAAGAUCCACGAUUCAAAUAUCUCUCGCCAUAUAAUUAGAUGGAACAUCACACGUGGCGAAGAUAACAUAUAUAUAUUUUCAUCUUACAGUAUUGUAAAAUACUGAGCUAAAUGGAAAUUAUACGACAUACGAAAUAUAUUGUCGAUGCGAAUGCAUUAAAAUAUAAAUCAAGAAACAAACUAUUCGUAUAUUUUCGUAUCUUACCGUGUGGGGUAACUUAAGACACUAUAAUAUUUUAUCUUAAGAUAUCGUAACAUAAAAUAUUAUAAACUAAGCCUAACUUGAUCAUGUGUGUCGCGCUUUAGUUUAGCAGCGUUUGUUCAAUAUUCUAUUGUAAUAAAAUGUUUUUUUUUUCCUUUUAGCAAUUUUUGAGGCUUAAGAUAUUUUCAAUCGUACCAUCAAAUUAAGUUUUGAUCCAUUGUUAAUAUAAAA
Messenger RNA from Vanessa tameamea, 1622 nucleotides. RefSeq lists its product as uncharacterized. NCBI's taxonomy places the organism in Eukaryota, Metazoa, Arthropoda, Insecta, Lepidoptera, Nymphalidae. The coding region runs from base 318 to 1055 and encodes 245 amino acids. The record is from RefSeq and is a predicted model, not a curated record. The transcript has 3 exons.